CCCCCACCCCGCGCCGAGCUCCCGGCCCCGCCCCCGAAUCGGGCGGGGCCCGGGCCUUCGGCCUCGGGAUGAAGUUGAUCCUUACGGUCCAGUGGAGCUAACAUUUAUUGACCAUUUACUACGUGCCAGAGUCCCUUCCCUCAAGAAGUUAAUACUCUGGUGGAGAAAAUCGGACACAUAAAUGGAUUAUAUCAGUCAUGUCAGUACACUGUGAGAAAAGAAGCCCACCUCCUUGACAUCAAGGGCUUUGUAUCUGAAUCACCUAAGUGACUCAAAGUCCUGACUUAAGGAAACCAGAAACAACCAGGGAAAUACAUUCUCACCGGAGAAAAGGCACUAACAGAGGAAGAGAGAAGUAGACAAGUGCUUUUGAGGCUCAAUAAGCCUGAAGUCAAAGCUCAACAUUCAUGAAAGGAUUUUUUUUUCAUUCUAAGUUAACAGAUUCAUGUUCUGAUCAAGGAACCGUAUCCCAUCAGACACCAUGCGGUGUUCCAUCAGGCGCGGCAUCAUAACCUCAGUGGGCAUUGGAUUCCUGUGGCUCCUCGUCACUUUGAAAACCCCCAGGGAAACUGAAGAUGUUCAGAACGUGACGGCUUUCAAAGGCCAAGAGGACAGUUAUGGCAAAAGAAAAGAUGUGAGACUGCUGGAAGGCUGGCAGAAUCAUACCUUCCAGUAUAUUAAGACAAUUCAGCAGAGAAGAAAGACGUGGCUGACAGUGGGGAUCUCCUCAGUGCCACGACCAGAUCAAAGCGGCCUCUUGUACACCCUGGUCUCUCUGUUCCGUGCUUCCUCUAAGAUCGAGCAGAAACGUCUCACAGUACUGGUUCAUCUGGCACAUUCUGACCUCACCGGGCUCAGAGAAACCAUUGCCCAUAUUUCAACCCUCUUCAGCCCACAGAUCUUGUCAGGGAAGCUGCUACUGAUUCAUGCUCCAUCUGAUGCCUACCGCACCACGGAUGACACGAGGAAGGAGGCCCACCGUGGGGAAUUCUACUCCAAGCAGAAUAGAGAUCAUGCCUUCCUCAUGAGCUUUGCCGCAAAGCUCUCUGAAUACUUCCUGUUACUGGAGGACAAUGUCCUUUGUGCCCCCAACUCUAUCACCCACAUUCAUUGGAAGGUGGACACAAUGAGGUCCGACCCAUGGGUGCUACUGGAGUUCUCUAAUAUGGGCUUCCUCGGCAAACUCUUCCACAGCAGGGACCUCCCACUCCUGGCUCAUUUCCUCCUCCUCUUCUACAAGGAAAAGCCCCUUGACAGACUGAUCCCCCACUUCCGUACCCUCCUAGCUCAGAAAAACCCAAUCCUCUGCAGACCGUUCCUUUUCUACCACAGGUUCUCCUACUAUACCUCCAAUGACAGUCAGAAGGCCACGCCAGUCCGGAAAAAGAACCCCUAUGGUCCUGACAACCCACCUGCAGCCAUUUUCACAGAUAUGAAGGUUUUUGAUGUUCAUUUCCCCUGGAAGGCCUACACUCUGGAUGAGUCAUUCUUCUGGACCCAAAAUGUUAGUGCAGGGAACCACCUGACAGUCCUUUUGAAGCAUCCAGCGAACUUGAGCAGAGUGCAAGUGUUGACAGGCACCAUCGUGGAUGGAAAGCAUGCCCUAGAGAAGGGGCAAGUGGAGCUGGGCUAUGACCCCGAGGGAAUGCCUCAAUACUGUACCAGCUUUGCCUUGCUGGGCCAUCUCUUGGAAGGGCAGGUGAAUCAGGAGCUAUUCAAAAGUAUGGGGUACGAUGUGAGCUGUGUAAGGCUGGUGGUGAAAGCUAAUCAGGUUGGCGGUCUCAUAAUCAGGCAUAUUUACCUCUGGGAGGAAAAUCCCAAAGAUAUGGAAGCAGCUCAGAGUUGGAGAUAAAUCACUAAGGAUGUGAAAAAUUAAAGUUGUGAAGCUGUUCCA
This is a messenger RNA of Herpailurus yagouaroundi (jaguarundi), 1894 nucleotides long. Its product is annotated as alpha-1,3-mannosyl-glycoprotein 4-beta-N-acetylglucosaminyltransferase-like protein MGAT4E. The transcript is spliced from 6 exons. Gene Ontology annotation, biological process: protein N-linked glycosylation. NCBI's taxonomy places the organism in Eukaryota, Metazoa, Chordata, Mammalia, Carnivora, Felidae. Bases 482 to 1852 code for a protein of 456 amino acids. The record is from RefSeq and is a predicted model, not a curated record. Gene Ontology annotation, molecular function: acetylglucosaminyltransferase activity.